Trichobilharzia regenti is the source of this 560-nucleotide messenger RNA. The record is from the annotation of a GenBank genome assembly. Lineage: Eukaryota; Metazoa; Platyhelminthes; Trematoda; Strigeidida; Schistosomatidae.
AUGCGGGCUAAGAUAAAUAAACGUAAGUCCUAUCAAAAUAAAUGGUGCAGUAGAAUAGAAAUUGGUUGUUUGGAAGAGCUGCUUCAUCGACUGAGGCAGACAGGUACAGUUAAAGUUUUGCAGGACAACGCAGGCUUUGUAUCUAAGAUCAUUUUUGCUCGUAAUGAUAUGAUAGACGUGUAUCAUAAGUUUCCAGAAGUAGUUGGAAUCGAUUGUACUUACAAAACGAAUAAGAUGGGAUGGCCUUUAUAUCAGUUUGUUGUGACUGAUGGAUUCGGAAGAGGAAGGACUGUUUUGUUUGCUCUUACUAGGAGAGAAACGUUUGCAGAUAUCAAGGAGAUAUUGCAAACGUUUAAGAGAUUUAUGGUGGAUACAUCGAAAACAUUAACAUUCACUGUCGACUGUGCAACUGCACAGAUGAAAGCCCUAAAGGAGGAAUUCCCUAGUUGCAAUAUUGUUUUGUGUCUUUUCCAUGUAUGCAAGGCAUUCAGAAGGAAGUUCCCAAACCAGCUUGUUAAAAAGUGGUUGUAUGGAAUGGCGCACACGCGCAGUUAUGACAG